AUGGUUAAGGCCAACGACAAGAAAAAACGAGCGUAUGACGUCAUCGAAGUAGCGGCCACAAGCUACGAAGACAAGGGCAGUGACACGGACAGUCUCGGACACGACGGCAACGGUGAAGACGAACAAGCACCGUACUCCGAACUGGUCACUGUGGACCCAGAGACAGGUCUUGCCGAAUGGGACACGGCAGGAGAAUACGUACCACCAAUUUCGAUUCUCCCAGCCUUGAGUCAGUGGGGUUUUACAGUCACGCAGAGGCGGGAUGGAUCGUGGACAACCGACACCCAAGGAAUCGAAAGACCCGGACCCAAUGCUCUAUUCCUCCAGGAACGAAUCGAAUGCUAUGCCGAGCAUCUUGACGAUCAGCAACUCAGCAACGACGUGCGGAACCCAGAAUACCAGUUCAUGCGCGCGAACCACGGAAAAGAUGAGCCACUGGAGUACCUACGGUCCACGUACAGUGGGAAGGAUUCAGGAAAGAAUUCCAAUACCUCCCAGGCGACGCCACGCGGCUGUACCCUCGACACGAGGCACAUGCGCAAGUGCCCUGGUUCCAGUGUAUGGCACACGAAUGCCGAUACCACUUCCGCGACAAAUUCGAAAACAAUCACUGGCCGACCCGACAAGAAAAUGAGGACGGAAGCUUACGCCCUGUGGAAUGGGUCUACGAUGCAGGAAACAGAGCGGCCGAAUUGCUCUAGAAGAUCGAAGCCCGCGAUCUAG
Messenger RNA from Thermothelomyces thermophilus ATCC 42464, 723 nucleotides. RefSeq lists its product as uncharacterized. The record is from RefSeq and is a predicted model, not a curated record. The coding region runs from base 1 to 723 and encodes 240 amino acids. Lineage: Eukaryota; Fungi; Ascomycota; Sordariomycetes; Sordariales; Chaetomiaceae. The transcript is spliced from 4 exons.